AUGUCGUCUCCACAGCCAGCCAUCAUGCCACCCAUGAUGGAACCCGAAAAUCUCGAAGACAUCAUGUACGGCGCAAGCGAGGAGCAGAGACAAUUCACCACGGUUGCUUGGACUUGGAGCAUCACGCUUGCCAAGUCAAACGCAUUGGACCAGGGCAUCGCCUCGCUUGGUCAAACACGACCCAUCAUCAGCAGGCUGCAAGCUCUUGACGACCUGAAGAGCGAUCUCGGAUUGAAACAGGACGGCGCGACUAUCCCGCUCGACAACGAAGUGGACUUCCUUGCCUCCAAGGAGUGGCGAUUUCGUCAGGCAGCGGCGAUUGCACACGCAGUGCUGGGCGAAGCCAAUGAUUUGAGUUUGGUCGCCAUGAACGAAGCAAGCAUGGUUGACCUUGA
Molecule: messenger RNA, 395 nt
Organism: Sordaria macrospora k-hell
Lineage: Eukaryota; Fungi; Ascomycota; Sordariomycetes; Sordariales; Sordariaceae
Source: the annotation of a RefSeq genome assembly